AUGUCCGGCGACGACCACCGCCGUCAAGCAGUCCCCGACGACGGGAGAGACGAUGUGCGGGAGAUACCAGUCUCCGACGGCUCGUCGGCGGAGCACAAGGAGUGGCUCAAGGAGGUGCGCGGGUGGCUAGUCGUGCUGGCCACCCUGGCGGCGUCGGUGACGUAUCAGGCGGGGCAGAACCCUCCCAGCGGGGUCUGGCAGCACAGCAGCGGGCACCUCGCCAGCAACCCGGUGCUGCACGACGGCAAGUUCGUGAGGCGCUACCUGACGUUCUACUACUUCAAUGCGACGGCGUUCGCAACGUCGCUGGUGAUCAUCAUCCUGCUCCUCAACGAGCGGUUCUACAAGUCGGAGGCCAAGGUGGCGGCGCUCACGCUCACCACCAUGGUCGACCCCAUGAGCCUCGUCGGCGCCUACAUCGCCGGCUCCACGCGCGACAUGGCCAACUCCAUCUACAUCAUCGUGCUCACCUGCUUCCUCUUCGUCUGCGUCGUCUACAUCGCCAGGUAUCUGCCGGUCCCCUAUGGUAGGGUGCUGCCGAUCCCUUUGCUUCAUCGUGCUCUGCAUGUCACCGUCGCUAUACUGGCUGGCCAAUAA
This is a messenger RNA of Panicum hallii, 597 nucleotides long. RefSeq lists its product as uncharacterized. The record is from RefSeq and is a predicted model, not a curated record. Lineage: Eukaryota; Viridiplantae; Streptophyta; Magnoliopsida; Poales; Poaceae. The transcript has 2 exons. Bases 1 to 597 code for a protein of 198 amino acids.